Colletotrichum lupini is the source of this 717-nucleotide messenger RNA. RefSeq lists its product as uncharacterized. Bases 1 to 717 code for a protein of 238 amino acids. The transcript is spliced from 5 exons. Lineage: Eukaryota; Fungi; Ascomycota; Sordariomycetes; Glomerellales; Glomerellaceae. The record is from RefSeq and is a predicted model, not a curated record.
AUGCCAUACAAAUCAGUAUUAGCUGACAGCCAUCAGUGCGACCGACGUCUGCCGGCAUGCACCUCGUGCAGUGGGUUAGGGGCCGAGUGUAUCCCACGGAACCAAGAUUUCAACACAGUAUCUGAGCUCUCUCACACUUCAGUCAUUGGCCGUGCGCUCGACACUGUCAACAUCAAUAGACAUGGCACCGAAGAUUCUUCUGUGAGAGCCACAAUGGGGGCAAUCGGCUUCUUAUCACGAAAUGCAAUGGCCGAGCCCCGAGAUAAUUCCGAUGAUCUACCCAGGAAGUUUUCCUUAGCAGAGGUGAUCUCCGGGGCCUUGGCUAUUGAUGGACGCGACCCAUCCACAGCUAUGCCGGCACCUCAAACUCCUGAUAUGAACAGUCGCCUCAGUUCAGAGAGCCGGGAUCUAACGCUUGAGCAUGUCCGGAAAUUCCUGGAAUGGCCAAUCAUUAUGCCAUACAUCGACAAGGACAUUUAUCUCCGGCAAUGUGAGGAUGUUAUGGCAUUCUGCCCUAGCAUGCUCAGCCUUGUCAUGGACCGCCCUUUGAGCAUCCAGGAUGAUUACAUUUCGGUACAAUUUAUCAACCGAUUUUACGAUCUGUUUAUUAAGGGAAACCGUCUCGUGGAACCAUUUCCCAGAUAUUAUUCCACGUCAAUCUCAACGACUCAUUCGAUUUACCUUCACGUAGAGGAUUACAGGUGGCUACAUGAGUAG